Molecule: messenger RNA, 1191 nt
Organism: Cantharellus anzutake
Lineage: Eukaryota; Fungi; Basidiomycota; Agaricomycetes; Cantharellales; Hydnaceae
Exons: 4
Coding region: 1-912 (303 amino acids)
Source: RefSeq, a predicted model, not a curated record
AUGAGUGAAGCUGGAUCUAUUCUCGCCGCAGAAGGUGUUCGCAGCCAUAUGCAAAUCCUGAUGGGAGUUAUUGACCGUUCCUUUAUUGAAACGGUCACCCCUUCCAAGCCAGCACUAGCGAUCGCGGCUAUGAAGAACCUAAUAGUCAACAAAUCCAUCCUUGAGCGAGGAUAUCCAGGCGAAUUGUUCGGCCGCGUUCUGUUGACUCUUGCACGGGAUCGGGCAACUACAUUCACUCAAAAGCAAGAGGUCCCUACGAUAUCGGCUAAGGUGUUUUCGACUACCCUACUUGGCCAGGAUCUUGGGUUAUCCCCCAACGAUCCUCAGUGGGAGCGGUUCUUGGAAAAGAUGGACACCACGCAUAUCAACUUUACACACAUUUUCCAGCAGACGGAGGAUGUCGACGAUUUGUCCUUCGAUCUCUGCAAGGCGUGGUGCUUGGAAGGCUUGACCUCCCAUUUCAAGAGGGCAGGGCCAGUUCAGUUACGUAGCCUUGCAGUCGAAGAUCCGGCUGCUUCUGACAUUCCUUUGGAGCUUGCUGGACCUCAUAUUGAAGGCAAGAAGCCUCCAUUGACGGUGGUACUGCUCAUGGAUUUGGGCACUACAUCUGACUUUGGUGAAGAGAUAGCCGCUGCCCUUCUUGGGGCACUUUUCAAGGAGGCAUGCGAAGGCUUUGGUCGUAAUCCAGAUGAGGAUGUCGAGAUUCAAAUGGGUGCCUCAUCUGCGCUGCGUGGGGCGUGUUUUGGGUCCGUACUCGAGGUGGCUUAUCGGUCCCUUACAACCCUGCCAGGUCAUUUGGUGGCUCGACGACGGAGGAACAUCGCAGAGAAAGACCUUUGUGGGAUUGAUGAAUGGCGUAAAAGAGCUGUACCAGCACUUUUGCUUGGAACCGGCGAAGAGUCUGGCCAUUGAUCUCCAGCGUCUCAAACAUGAUAAGUUCAUCAUUGUGUUCGACGAGUGUACCUCCCGUCCGGACUAACCCGAGGCCCCUAUCUCCCACUUAUGGGAUGUCAUCAUCAGCACUUUUGCGGAUGGUUAAGGCUCAAGACGAAUUUCCUAUUGACAAAUUCAACUUUGGUUUCUUUUCCUCGAUACGGAUCCCAAUUUUUUUAAUAGGCGAGUGAUGGGACGUCAGAUUGACGUCAAGCUGCCAAAGUCCGCUCUGAAGCUAAAGAUAGAGGAAGACCAUGA